UUUCCUCCACAGGCUGCGCCCCCGCCCCCACUUCCUCCUGCCAGGCCCCACGGCCCCUGGCUCAGCUUUGCCCCACAGCACCCCUCCCCACAGGCCCACCCCCAGCCAGUCUCCGGGCCUCCACCCAGCCAUGGGCCCUGGCGGGUCCGCCUCUUCCACGGCCGAGAGGUGAGUUUACAGGAUUCGCAGUCCUUGGAUGGCUGUAUCCAGAGCACCCUGUCGGCGCUGUAUCCUCCCUUUGAGAUCACGGCAACGACAGUCCUGUGCCAGGUCUUUGAUGUGGUGGAGAAAACAUACCAUGGGGAUGGCCUGCGCUACCUCAUUGACUUCCUGAUUCCUGCCAAGCACAUCCUCCAGUGUGUUCAGCAGGACGCCUGUGUUCCCUACUCUGGUUUGCUCUUUCGGCAUGAGGGCUGGCCCCUGUGCGUCCACGAGAAGAUUGUUGUCCAGCUGGCUUCCCUCAACUGGCGGAUCCUGAGGCCCGGAGACUUCUACCUGCAGGUGGUCCCCUAUUUGAAAAAGUCCCCACGAAUCAUUGUGAAAUGCUUGGCCAAGGACAGACAUAAUGUGGAGGAGCUUGUGGUCCCAGAGGUCUCUUACACCUCCAUCUUCACUGUGGAAUGGCUGAACGGCAUCAACGAGGAGCGGAGAGGAACGGCCCUGGAAAACUGCUUGCUUGCCACGGAUGAUCAAAUCUUCCGUGUGCCUUGGGACCAAAUAGUCAACCCAGAAUUCAUCGAUAAGCCCAAAGCCAUGGAAAGCGGUGUGAGUUCAGCCUCUCUGGCUGCAAGCUCUUCUCCUCUGGCCUUGUUGGCCAAGCAGCCCCAGAGCAGCUCCUCAGAGGAGAGUCCCCAGACUUUAAAAAGGGCCCUGAAGCCACCUGGAGACGGCUUGCUCAUGACCGCACCAGAGGAGUCCGCAGGAAGGACAGCUGCCAGCAGCACGGAAGAGGGACGCCCAGGGUUUGAAGAUGAGUCAGAGGGGACUCUUGGAGGGGAAUAUGUUGUGCUCACAGGGGCCUCCCUGCCUCAGUGUUGUCCUCGGGUGGCCCCUCUCAGUUAUUGCACUAAGCCCAGGACGACAGCAAAGGAUUGCUCAGUGGGCGAUCAGGACAGAAAACUCCAGACUGGAGUUUGUGCAGCGCUUCCGUCAACUCUAGAGGGGCAGCCGUGGAAUACUCCCGACGUCCAGGUGAGAGAUGCUGGGAAUUGUCUGGAGAAUGAAAAGGCUCUGGGAAAAGACCAGCUGCUCCUGCAGCCUCCUGGAGGACCCGAGGAGACCCCAGUCCCUACCACUGGCUUUGGAACCAUGGGGGAGUCUCCCCAGGGCGAGGGCUUCCAGGUGUGUCUGGAGCAUGAACUAGACUGGCAGUAUGCCAUGUGCCGCUACAGUGAUGGAGAGGAGGCUGAAUGCAAGCCUACCCCAGGAGGAGGAGGAGGAGGAGGAGCAAAAGCCACAGCCGAAGUAGUAACAUGGCCUUCCAGCACCAUCGAAGCCGCUGAGAGGAGCAGCUCAGGGUUGGAAAAUGGCCGCGAGGCUGCCGAAUGCUGUCCUGGGAGUGUUGUUCUAGGGGCAACGCUGGGCAGGGGCAGCAGACUCCCAGGAGAGGGUGGAGGGCCUGUGGACUCUGGGAAAGCCUCCCUUUCUGGAUCUCACGGGAGAUGUUUGGCCAUCAGCUGGAGCUCUGAGGAGGAGGACCCCGGCGUCUCCAGCUCAAGCCUGCAAGGAAGUCCCUUUGACCCUCAAACAGUCGAGACUUGGCCUGGAGGCCCUUUAUCUGAAGUGAUGUUGCUACACGGUCCUCCAUCUCGGGAACCACCAGCUGAAGUGGCAGGUCAUUCCGAAUGGCCGGUGGAAGGCCAUCUUCAACAGCCGAGGCAUGAGGGGGACCAAAGGCAAGCAGGCCCGUUAGUGGAGAGUGGCAGUGUGUUCGCCCCUCAGCCAUUGGCCGGUGGAGAGCAGCAGGCGGAGGGAUGCCAGGGGGAGGGGGAGGAGGAGGCCGGACAAGGGAACAGGGGCAGCCCAAAGCCGCCAGUGGAGAACGCCUCCCCACUUUACAUUCAUGGGGCAGCCCUGGAUGGCCCGGGAGCAGAGCCCAGGAGUAGCAGCUCUUCAGCAGAAGCCCGGGCGGAGGCACAGGGCUCCUUCCACCCCCUCCGUGAGGAAGAGACGGCAGCGUGCUGGGUGGGCCCCCCCUCCCACUGGCCUUGCGAACCAGAGGCCUCCCUGUUGGGAACCAGCCAGGAGGGGGAAUGCUUACCAGAGCGAGGGGAGGGAAGUGGCCCAACUGCUCCCCUGAAAGAAGAACCAGGCAUGUCAGCCCUUCAGGAGACUGGGCACAACUCUGGCUCCAUCAGAGCGCCGGACCAGCAUCCAGCCCAUUGUUUGGGCGAGGAGGAUGCAGCAGAACCCACACCUUCAGCGUCAUCAGCCGUCAAGUUGCCAGAGAGCAGGCAGAACCUCAUAAAUGGGGGUCAAGCCGCAGGUAAGAUUCUUAAUUCAGAUAUUGGACACAACAAUGGCAGUCAGCGAGGACUGUCGUCAUGGCCAUGGCAUCAACACGUCAUGCUUGAGAGAGACACCCUUGGUGGGCACCUCCUGGGGCAGAAGCUGGAGGAGAUGCCUGGAGAGACCCGCGAUCAGACCUCACAUCUGCUUGAAGGGAUGUUUCGGUUGGAAGCAAAAGCCUCCGUGAAACGGGCAGAGGAAGCCAGCAGAGCAGCUGGCGAAAGGACCCUGCCGCCAGCCAGUCCAGGCUGCACCUGGGAAGCCGUCCCCGCACCGGCCGCAUGCCCAGAGCAGCCUUCGGUGGCACCCAGGGGAGGUCUGUGCGCUGCCCCCACCUCGGUGAAGGAUGUCAACUGGGAGGUGCUGGAGAGUGGCGUUGCCUGCCUGCCAGGUACCAGGGACAAAGGUGGACGUGCGGUGGUGAUAGUCACCAUGAGGAACACUGCCUGGCUAAACCCUCGCUGCAACGCCAGUGAACUGACGUGCCUGCUCCUGUACCUACGUAGCACUCUCAGGCCGGAGUGCCAGGCUUUGGGCCUGACCGUUCUGGUAGACGCCCGGCGAUACUCUCCGGUCCCAGCCAUCUUUAAGGCUUUGGCUCUCCUGCAGGAGACCGUCUCUCACUGUGUCCACGGAGCCCUCCUGCUGGUUGAGAAAGAUGCUACCUUUCGGGUGGAGAAACCAGCAUCUGUGCAGUGUGAACUCCUCACCUCCCUGAAGUCCCUCCAGAAGCACAUUGAGAGCUCUCAGCUUCCCUUGGAGCUGGACGGGGCCCUUCCCUACUGCCAUCAGGACUGGCUGCACUUCCGGAUGCGCCUGGAACACCUGCUGCAUGGAUGCCGAGAGGCAGGCGCCUUCCUCCAGGGAGCCCUCCAGGCGGUGGAGUCCAGGGGAUGGCCAGAGACAGCUGAGAAGGCCCAGGCCUUGUUGCAGCGUGACAGGCAGUUAAUGAAGACGGUCUUGGAAGACCCACGGCUGGUUCGGUUGCAGCUGGAAGGUGGGGCACUCCUGGCCCGCCUGAGGAAGGACGUCUCCUCCGCGAUGGCUCUGUCGGAGGACUGCCGGUAUGCCCUGGCGGGGGCCACCACGCUUUACAACCAAGUGGACGAGGGCAUCCACCAGCUGGUGUUGGCUUCCAACAAGCGCAUCCAGACCCUGGAGCUGGUGAUAGACUUUGAGGCAUUUGAAGAUGCCUCCCAGGAGGUCAGCAGCUGGAUCGAGAACGUCGGCCAGAUGCGGCUCGUGGAGCUGAGCGGGCAAGACGGUUCUUUGGAGGCUGUGCUUCAAGUGCAAAGGCAGUUCCAGGACUUUGAAGUUGUUGCAAGAGGAUACUGCCACAAAGGUUGGGAAGCUCUGAAGAGGAUGGACAGGUGGGAAGGAGGCUUCUCUACAACGGAGCUUCAUGCCAGGUGUGGAGCCAAGCUGCAGGCCCGCCGUCACCACCUGCAGGAGUUCUGCAGCCAGCUGGAAGCCAGGAGGUGCUGGACAGAAAAGGCAGUCAAGCUCUACACAUUCCUGGAUCGGGCGCACAGCUGGGCCCUGGAGGGGAUGUGGCACCUUGCCCGCCUCAGCCUGGAGGACUGCAGCUCUCCGGAGCCUUGCUCAGCAGCCGUCGCGUGGUGGAAGGGCUACCAGGGGCAGCACCCCGACCUCAGCGACGCUCACUUCCGGGAGAUGAAGGAGGCCGCCGUGCAGCUGAAGAGCAGCCAGGCCCUCCAGCGGUGGCACUCCGCCUGGUCCAAGUGCCAGGAGGCCAGCCGGGGCCUGGAGAGGAAGUUGGGGGCUGUGCUGAGAGCCGGGAGGUCUGACUGGGAGACAUCAUCCUCAUCAUCCCUAGGGCAGGAGGAGGAGGAGGAGAAGCCGCCGAGCUGGCCCAGCCAGGAGAAUUGGCUGCCUCUGGAGGGGGCUGCCCACCCACCCCUGCCUCCUGAGACCGCUCCUGGCCACCCAUCGGGGUGGUCCAGAGGGAAGGGGUUGGGCGGCUGGGAGUGUCUCAGACCCAGGGGGCAGGGGGCGCCUGCUUCCUGCUCGAGUCCGUUGCUGGUGGAACCGCCUGGGCGGCCCGGCUCCGCCUGCGACGAGGAGGUCAUGCUGAGGGGCCUCCCGGAAGGAGCCCCAGAGGCAACCCCCUCCUGUCCCCCCACCCCAGUCUCCGCAGCGCAGCUUUUCCCCAAGCGGCCCCUGCGGAAAGCCCAGAGCUUUGACCUCGCCUGCACCGAGAGCCUGCGCGCUGCCUGCCAGCGGACGCUGAGCGAGCCGCCUCACUGUGGCAACACAGGAGUCUUUAUCAAAGGCCUGGAAGUCAGCAGCACGGAGAUUGCCGCCCGGCAGCACCCGGAGGCCUCGUCCGGCUGGGUGCCAGAAGAGCGGAGGAGCGGCAGCGUCCCCCUGAUGGAGGCCAAGAGCAGGGCCAGCCAACUCCGGCACAUUGUGGACGAGAUGGUGAGGACCGAGCGGGAGUACGUGCGCUCCUUGUGCUAUAUCAUUGAGAGCUACUUCCCUGAGAUGGAACGGGCAGACCUGCCCCAAGACCUGAGGGGGAAGCGGAGCCUCAUUUUUGGGAACCUGGAGAAGCUCUACGACUUCCACAGCCAGUACUUCCUGCAGGAGCUGGAGAACUGCUGCAACCACCCGCUGCGCAUCAGCCACUGCUUCCUGAGACANAAAGACCAGUUUGGGCUCUACGCCCUCUACAGCAAGAACAAGCCCAAGUCCGACUCGCUUCUGGCCGGCCGAGGAAACGCCUUCUUCCGGUUCAAGCAGCUGCAGCUGGGGGACAAGAUGGACCUGGCCUCCUACCUUCUGAAGCCCAUCCAGCGCAUGAGCAAGUACGCGCUCCUCCUCAAGGACCUGAUCAAGCACUGCGGGGAAGGCCAGGAGCAGGAGCUGGCCUACCUGCGAGCUGCCGAGGAGAUGGUGCGCUUCCAGCUGCGCCAUGGCAAUGACCUCUUGGCCAUGGACGCCAUCAGGAACUGCGAUGUGAACCUCAAGGAGCAGGGCCAGCUGGUGCGGCAGGAGGAGUUCAGCGUCACUGUCGGGCGCAGGAAGUGCCAGCGCCACGUCUUCCUCUUUGAGGACCUGAUUCUCUUCAGCAAGCCCAAGCGGGUGGAAGGCGGGCUGGAUGUCUACAUUUACAAGCGAUCUUUUAAGACGGCAGAUAUCGGCCUGACCGAGAAUUCGGGAGAGAGCGGCCUGCGCUUUGAGAUCUGGUUCCGGAGGCGGAAGUCGAGCGACACCUACAUCUUGCAGGCCAGCAGCGUGGAGACAAAGCAGGCCUGGACCCGCGACAUCACUAAGAUCUUGUGGGAUCAAGCAGCCCGCAAUAAAGAAAUACGCCGGCAGGAGAUGGUGUCCAUGGGUGUGGGGAACAAACCUUUCCUGGACAUCAAGCCGAGCGAGGCGGCCAUCCACGACCGGGCCAUUGACUACAUCAUGAAGGGCAGAGGAGCACGAACCCGGGCAUCCAUCGCCGUCUCCCUCUUUGACCACACCAGUCCAUUCACGAGAUCGCAGGUUCCUCCUCUGUCCGCCGGCGGGCCCUCCUCCUGCUCUGUGCUCGGCCCUCUCAACCUGCACCUGCACCUGGAUCGGGCCCUCUUGCCAAACCUGCUGUCCACCAGCCGCUCCUUUGAGGUGGAGUCCUGCCUCGAGGAGGAUGAGAUGGAGAACGAGACCAGCAGCCAGCCGUCCAUGACAACCGAGAGUUCGGAGUCCUCCCAGUGCCUGUCUGGAAGCGGCUCCAGUGGCUCCGACAGUGUCUGCGUGGCCCGUGCUCCCCGGGAGGGCUUCUGUGACGACCGGGGCUCUCCCCUGCCCCUCCUGGCAGGCCCUCCUUUCCCUUCGCUGCCCGAGGAGGAGAAGCCCCACUUCCCCAAGAGCCAGUACGUCUCUGCAGUCUGAAGGCCCAUUUCCCUGCUGUUCCAAAGGAGCCAGGAGGAAGGGACCGGACUGUUCCCCACACCACCCUCGGGAGGCCAGGCCCCAGGGAGGACCGCCUGUGUGUGGCCCGUGGCCGAAGGGCACCUGAGUGAGUGGGCCGCCCCUCCGUGGGCCACUCCUCCCCACCUUCUGUGCCAAGGAGGCUGCGGGGCCACCGUGUCCUCCUGAUGCUGUGUUGUGACUGGGCAAGGCAGCGGCUGGGACUGAUGCUCUGGAAGGUGCCCCGAGCCUCCAUAAAAGGUGUGGAGGUUUUUUUGGGGGGGGAUAGUGGGGCUCCGUGGGGUGGGGUCUGGCAGGGCCCCUUCUCAAAGAACGGCCGUGCAUCUGGACAAAUGGCCAUCGGGGAGAGAGAGUGGCUGGUUGGUCACUCGGUGAGUGCUUUUCUACCACAGGCUGCACAUUUUAAAGGUUUCUAAAGCACAGAAAGAAAGGAAGUAUUUCUUUUCCAAAAGCAGAGCACCGUUCUCUGUUCGUUGAACCUUGACCUCUGGACCAGUUCUCCUUGUUUAGCUUUUGCCUGGACUUAGGAUAAUUUAUUGCUUUGUCUUUCCUCUCGAGUUCUUGGUUAGCGGGCUCCACAGGUGCCUCCUUGACCCCCUGGCCGAGUUCAGUCACCUGGCCAGCCCCUGGGUGGGUUCAGCAGCCCCCUCUGACAAGCCCUUUUUGUUGGGGGCCAGGAGAUGAGAGAGCCUGCUCUGUCCAUGCAGUGGAAUUGGGGGUGGGGGGGAAUGGGCAGCACCCCUUAGCAACCCCAAAUUGGGGGCGGUGUGUGCGUAUGCGUCACAAGCUGAAGAUCUCUUUGCCUUCAAGAGAGAAAGCAGCCCUGGCCUUUCUUCCUGAUUGCAUUGCUUUCGAUGUGCAGGCAGCUGCCUGUUUCACAAGGUGGGGCCACUCUUUAAACAUCUGGCGCCCCUCCCCUGCGGCCCCACCCAUCACUACACAGCCUCCCAUCUCCCUCCUCUGCUCCAGGAGAGUCUCCUCCAUUCCCAGCAGGGCCCCCAAAUACUCUGCAGGAAUUCACCCUGCUCCGUCUCUUCCUGGGGGCAAACAAGCGCAAGGCCAGAGGGGGUGGAGGAAGUGUGGAGAGGGGACCGUUGCCUCUCGCCCGGCUUCUCUGAGGAAGGGCUGACAGGAGAGUUGGGAGCAUCUCUAGGCCCCUCGGGGACCCCCUGGCCCUCCUUGGCUUGAGGGUGUGAUCGCUGUUCUCUGCCAGGGUAGUUCUCUGGCCAGCCUUUCUUGUUCCUGUUGCCUUCAGAAAAUCCACAUGGCCCUUAUGUUAUUCCUGUACUUAAUAGACUGUUUUUGCCUCCAGUUAUUUCUACUCCUCUUUUUACCUGGUGUUUCAUUCCAGAGACCUUUCACAGAAUAGUACACGGAAAAUGGCUGGACUGAGAUUGAUUUAAAAGUUUCCAUGUUUUGGGUAAUAUUUCUUGGUUAGUCUAACAGAUGUUAUGGAGGGAAAAGGUGUGUUAGGAAACUGGAGGGAUCCAGGAGUGAAUUGGGGUUCAGCCUUUAUCUCACCAGGAGCUGAAAUGCCUCAAAUUGUUUUCAAUUUUUUUCAUUGUGGAAGGAAGAUCCAAGAUUAUUGUGUGCCUGGAACCAAUGGAAAGUUUGACUGAAUUAUUGAAUAAACUUGUUUCUUCUA
Molecule: messenger RNA, 8092 nt
Organism: Pogona vitticeps (central bearded dragon)
Lineage: Eukaryota; Metazoa; Chordata; Lepidosauria; Squamata; Agamidae
Source: RefSeq, a predicted model, not a curated record